UUCCACUCGAGAUCGCCCCCAAACAUCUCCAUCCAUUCGUACCUCCUUCGUCUUUCCAAGUACUCUUCCAUCCCCAAUUCCAUCCUCCUCGCCACAAUCUACUAUAUUGAUCUUCUAUCGUCCAAGUUCCCGGCUUUUUCCCUUAACUCCCUCACUGUCCACCGUUUUCUCCUCACAGCCACCACCGUCGGCUGCAAAGGCCUCUUGGACUCGUUUGCCACCAACACGCACUACGCCAAGGUGGGUGGUGUCCAGGUGGACGAGUUGAACUUGCUUGAGAUGGAGUUUUUGUUG
Babjeviella inositovora NRRL Y-12698 is the source of this 294-nucleotide messenger RNA. RefSeq lists its product as uncharacterized. Gene Ontology annotation, molecular function: cyclin-dependent protein serine/threonine kinase regulator activity; protein kinase binding. Lineage: Eukaryota; Fungi; Ascomycota; Pichiomycetes; Serinales. The annotation marks the transcript as partial. The transcript has a single exon. Gene Ontology annotation, biological process: regulation of cyclin-dependent protein serine/threonine kinase activity. Gene Ontology annotation, cellular component: cyclin-dependent protein kinase holoenzyme complex; nucleus. The record is from RefSeq and is a predicted model, not a curated record.